This is a messenger RNA of Cucurbitaria berberidis CBS 394.84, 1467 nucleotides long. RefSeq lists its product as uncharacterized. The transcript has 2 exons. Lineage: Eukaryota; Fungi; Ascomycota; Dothideomycetes; Pleosporales; Cucurbitariaceae. Bases 469 to 984 code for a protein of 171 amino acids. Gene Ontology annotation, molecular function: zinc ion binding; protein binding. The record is from RefSeq and is a predicted model, not a curated record.
CACCGCCUACCGCCUACCGCCCACCGCCUACCAGCUGGGAACGCAUGGGCGUGAGUCGUGUGUGCAUCAGCCAGGCAUCGCCAUUGUUCAUUCAGUGGUCCCAGUCUGGCCCGCCUUGUCGCCGGACACGGCUGUGCCUUUCUUUAAGAAGCGCCGUAGCCCGGAGCCGUGAGAGACGUCCCUCUGCGUCACCUUUCCCUCGAGUCCUCGACCCGUCCCUUUUACCUGUGCACUAUCGAACCAUCCCGAAGGCAAGCCGUCUUAGUCAUAUUGCUCAUCACGCAACCUGCCAUUACCUGUACACUACACCUCCCUCCUGCCCGAGCACACGACCUCUCUUGCCUACCUACGCCCUUUCAACCCUCUCCUCGCCAGCCAGCCAGCCAGCCCUUUAUCUCCGUCAUCUGCCCGGAUCCAUCUCGUCGCGCCACCACCACCACACCGCUCCAAUCGCCACCAAUCGCCACCAUGCGUCGCUCUUCCAGCAUCUCCAGCAUCAGCUCCUCGAGCUCAGAGUCCGAAGACACAAUGCAGGUCUUCGUCAAGACCGUGUCCGGCAGCAACACAAUUCCCCUCUCAAUACCCUCAAAUACAUCAAUAAGCACACUCCGCUCGCUCCUCGCCUUGCGCACCUCGUAUCCCACGCCCUCAGACCUGCGCAUAGUCCACGCCGGCAAGCACCUGUCCUCCUCUACCAGCACCCUGCAGUCGUACGACAUCCCCCCCAACGCCACACUACACAUGGCGCUCCCAUUGCGCGGCGGAAUGCCCCCAAAGAAGAUCCGCUGCUCGUUCAAGGCGUGCAAGGAUGCCGCGCAGCGCAUAGUGGGGGACUGCGGCUUCUGCGGUGGACACCACUGCAGCAAGCAUCGCAUGCUGGAGGAUCACAAGUGCGAGGGCCUAGAGGACUGCAAGAAGGAGAGUCAUGCGAAGAAUGCAGAGAGGCUGAAUAGUGAGCGGACGGUGGCUAUCAAGGGGGUGUAAAGUCGAUUGGCCACAUACUGCGUGUCGCCGGCCGGACGGCGAUUAGCUUCGUCGUCGCAGGUUUCUGAAAUAGGCGCUCUUUGAGCGAUUCCGUUAGCUCUCUUAUUGUGUGCGUCUUGCAUGUCGUUUGCAGCGAGGGAUGCGUAAUUUCCUGGUCCCUUUUUUCGCAAUGCGUUAUUGGAGCACCGCGUUUCUCCUGGAGGAUCAUUCUCGCGGCUUUUUUGCCUUGGUAGCUAGAUUAAUGUCGAACAUUCAUACUUCAUUCUCCUCUGUGGCAGCAUGAUAUACUUCGUUUAGAUGAUGGAUGGAAAUCUUCAUUUGAGACUGACGACGUUCUACUCGCUACUCACCUUGGCUCAAUCACUACUCUCGCCACUUGAUAUGGCGCCACCUACGAUUAGACUCCAACCAUGCAGGGGCACUAUGGUCGAAACACCUUGGAUGCAAAUAGACGAUGAUAGUAGUACACUAUUCCAAGUGCCU